This is a messenger RNA of Salvia splendens (bonfire salvia), 1243 nucleotides long. Its product is annotated as U3 containing 90S pre-ribosomal complex subunit. Gene Ontology annotation, cellular component: 90S preribosome; nucleus. Bases 40 to 888 code for a protein of 282 amino acids. The transcript has 6 exons. The record is from RefSeq and is a predicted model, not a curated record. NCBI's taxonomy places the organism in Eukaryota, Viridiplantae, Streptophyta, Magnoliopsida, Lamiales, Lamiaceae.
CUGAAUUGAAAGACGAAAACCCUACCAUUGCAGCAAACAAUGGGCAGUGGCACCACCGGCGCCGCCAAAAAGCACCAAAAGCGUCGGCCGCAGUUGCAGCCGAAGAAAUCCAUUGCCAAAAACAAAACUAAGGAUAAGAAGAAAAAGUCGAGUAAAGGUAACUCUAAAAGAAAUCAAAAGAAGAAUGGUUCUGAAUCUGAAACCCCCUUUGUAAAGGUUGAAAGAGUUAUCGUUGAACGGCCAACCAUCUCUCAGCAGCUCACUUUUCUAAUCCACCACUAUCAAUCAGCCAACGGCCAGCUUUCUUCCCUUGAACUCGAUUCCCUCAAAGAAACAUGCAUUGUUGAGCAAGGCCAGGACGCACCUGGAAACUUAGUUGGGGAUUUAAAAGUUGCUUUCGGAUCAUCAUGGAAAGAAGUGCUCUGUGAAAAACAUCUUCAAGAAGGGAAAGUUGAGCCAGGGAGUCCUGCACUUCUUGUUAUAAGUUCGUCUGCACUGAGAUCACUGGAGCUUCUCAGGGAAUUCCGAUCUUUGACAGGAGACUGCCAUGCUGCAAAGCUGUUCUCUAAGCACAUGAAGAUUGAAGAACAGGUAUCUGCACUAAAGAAUCGUGUCAAUAUUGCAAGUGGCACACCAAGCAGAAUUAAAAAGUUAAUUGAUAUGGAAGCACUGGGGCUGUCACGUUUAGCCGUAAUUGUGCUUGACAUGAACACAGAUGUCAAGGGAUAUUCCUUGUUCACUCUUCCACAAGUCAGAGAGGAGUUUUGGAACCUAUACAAAAGCUACUUCCAUCAACCACUGCUAGAAGGGAGGAUCCGGUUAUGUUUGUACGGCCCAAUGAUCUUGAAUUUGGGGGAGAAGAAGAGAAAGCAGCGUAAGGGUGCCUAAUCUUGAAUUUAGGGGGUGAAGAGGAGAGAGCAACCUAAGUCUGUCUAAUCAUCGGCGUGUCCCAGCACAGCGAGUCAACAAGCUUGUCGUUUGUGAUUAUAACCCAUCAAUUUCGUGGCGAGUUAAAUUGCGGUUGGCCAAUUUGCUAAGAAUGGACCGGUGAACAAAUGUGAUGCAGAAGGGUUGGCACCAUAAAAGUUUCAAUUUUGUGUAGGUGCAUUUGACCAAAUCUUAGCAUAAUUUUUUUGGAUAUUUUAUAAUACCAUCAUAAUCUUUUUCUUAAUCGUAGGAUUAGGAAUUUAAAUUCAUACUCAACUCUUCUAAUUUUAUGAAUAUUUUGAUUUACAUCGGGUAA